Hyla sarda is the source of this 1038-nucleotide messenger RNA. It is a transcript of the gene TP53RK, whose product is annotated as TP53 regulating kinase. Gene Ontology annotation, biological process: protein phosphorylation. The transcript is spliced from 2 exons. Gene Ontology annotation, cellular component: EKC/KEOPS complex; nucleus; cytosol. NCBI's taxonomy places the organism in Eukaryota, Metazoa, Chordata, Amphibia, Anura, Hylidae. Bases 192 to 905 code for a protein of 237 amino acids. Gene Ontology annotation, molecular function: protein serine/threonine kinase activity; ATP binding. The record is from RefSeq and is a predicted model, not a curated record.
CCUAAAAGUGAUGCAUCUUUCCGCGAAUUAUCCCGGAUCUUUAUUUCGCCGUGUCCCGUUUCUACCCGGACGUUGUUUUAAGUUGAACCCGUACGUACGUUCUCUUGGAUUCUUCAUAUUGUUUGCGCUAUAAAGUAACGUGCCGCUCUUAUACGCUUGCUGCUUACGCUCUUUACGUAAAGACUGUCAGCAUGAAUGCCAUGGAGAACGGCGCGGAGAGCUGCAGCCGGGAGCGAACUCGGCGGUACCUGGAGGGGCUGCAGCUGAUGAAGCAGGGGGCCGAGGCGCGGGUGUACCGGGGAAGCUUUCUGGGGAAGGCGGCUGUGGUGAAGGAAAGAUUCCCUAAGUCGUACAGACAUCCCGCGCUGGAUGAGAAGCUGACACACAGGCGCACGGCGCAGGAGGUGCGCUCCAUCCUCCGGUGCAGGAAGGCAGGUAUCGCCGCCCCUGUGGUCUACUUUGUUGAUUACGUUUCUAACUGCAUCUACAUGGAGGAUAUAGAGGGGUCGCUCACUGUCCGGGACUUCAUAAUGAAUGCACGAGAACAUGGGGGCAUCCUCUGUAGCCUGGCGGAAAGGAUCGGUCAGGUAUUGGCACGGAUGCACGAUGAGGAUGUAGUCCACGGUGACCUGACCACCUCUAACAUUCUCCUGCGGCCGCCACAUUCCGACCUGAACCUGGUACUGAUUGAUUUCGGACUGAGUUUCACCUCUGCUCUUCCAGAAGAUAAAGGCGUUGACCUCUAUGUCCUGGAAAAGGCUUUUCUCAGCACUCACCCCAAGACAGAGGACGUCUUUGGGAUCCUACUCAAGAGCUACACUGCCACCUCCAAGAAAUCCGGCCCCGUCAUCAAGAAACUGGACGAGGUCAGGCUUAGGGGCAGAAAAAGGUCCAUGGUGGGGUAGAUGAGAAAUCAACGUUUAACCCUUCAGGGACCGCUCUGGACUCUCUGACAUUUUGUGUAUAAUGUAAAAAACGCUAUUAAAUCUUGGUAAUUUUUACGCUACAAAUAUAUGUAUCUCCAAAAAAGAAUAACGC